AUGGUGCCCGUCUGGAUGGUGCCGCCGCCGCCGCCGCUCGCUCCGCACAACAAGUUACCAGCCCUUCGGAAAGGAGGAAGGAGGUUCCUGCGUCAGGGUUGUGUGAGUGUGCGUUCGAGUGUGAGCGUGAGUGGCCGUGGCCGCCGCUGCCACCCGGAGUGCUCCCGGGGCUCGGCUGCUCCGCGCGUCCGCCCGGGGCUCACGGGGGCCCGGGGCGGCCGCUGGUUGGCUCGCGCGCCGCCCUCGCCUCCAAUCCCCGGUGCCUGCCCUAAUUUCCUGAUCCAGGGAACCUGCCGCCGCAGCAGCUGUGCGCUCCCUACAGUCAUUACUGUACCUUCCCGGCAGCCGCCAACCGUAAAUGCAGCAGCAGCAGCAGCAGCAGCAGCAGCAGCAGUGGCAGCAGCAGCAGUUAGCACUGAUGCAACUACUGAGGCUAUUGCCACCGCCUUCCCAGUAACGCGGCUUACAGCCCGGAGGGGGGGACUUGCAGUUUCCAGGGGCAACAAGCGUCUCUCUACCACCUUCUCCUGCGCCUCAAAGAGGGCUGGUCCUGUGAGGCUGGAAAGGUACAGUCUUGACAAGGAACAAAUGACGUCUGUAUAUGAAGAAAUGACAGACGACCAUGUGUUAAGUGUCAGCCUUGAUGGAUUUACACAAGAAGGCCAAAGCAACUCAAGGAAGGGAGACACCCCCUGGAAUCCUCAGGACCUUUUGGUGGAGCAGGAAGCUUUGGUUCAUGCACCUGAAAAGCUGACCCGGAAGUUAUGCUUAGAGAAGAAAAAGAGGGAAGAGCCUCUUAGGUAACUUGAAGAGCAUCAAGGAUCCAAUGAUAAAAACCACUGCCCUGAAGUGACGUGUGCUACUUUCAGCUGAGGAUUCAACUGCUGACAUGACACCCUCGAGAUCUCUCUUUUUGUCCUCUGCCAUCACAUCCCGAAAUUCUCCAGAGUGGAUGCUUCAUCAGCGUGGGUUUGGAGCUAAGAUGAUGAUGAUACUGAGAAGAGCCUGGGGCAGACUCACUAUGAAAAAUAAACUUUUAUUGUUUUAAGCCACUGAAGAAAACAGAAAACACUGCCCUGAACUUUCCAAGGUGUAAUAAAUCUCUCUGCAUAAGACUCUGCAGUCGUUGCCAAGACCAUCUCUCUACCAGCCUUUCAGUGGCUCAGCACUUUGUUGCAAUGCAUGAGCGAAGCUGGAAAGCAGAGCCAAGUGACAAACUGUGAAGCAACAGCUCAGCCUCACAGAGCAAGUGCACUUUGUGCUCUUUCUGGCCAGGGCAGAUGUGGCCUUGAUGGGCCGUGAGGAACAGUAUCUCUCAGGUAAAAAUAAGUUACUAAGAUUAACACCAAAAUGAUGUAAAUC
Messenger RNA from Globicephala melas (long-finned pilot whale), 1362 nucleotides. Lineage: Eukaryota; Metazoa; Chordata; Mammalia; Artiodactyla; Delphinidae. The record is from RefSeq and is a predicted model, not a curated record.